Messenger RNA from Solanum dulcamara, 3306 nucleotides. RefSeq lists its product as uncharacterized. The record is from RefSeq and is a predicted model, not a curated record. NCBI's taxonomy places the organism in Eukaryota, Viridiplantae, Streptophyta, Magnoliopsida, Solanales, Solanaceae.
CAACGACUUGAUUCGCUCUCAGAAUUUGUUCACUGUUCAGAAGUCGGAAGCUCGAGACUUCGAGACUCUCGGGACUCAGAAUCUCACGAUUUCACUCUCAGAACUCGUUCAGGAGCUUACAAUUACUUGGUUUGGGGCGUUGGGUUUAGUUCCUAGAACUUAGAAGGCUCAGCAGUGCACUCACUGGCCACUGCUCACAUUUUACUCUCUUCUCAGAAGCUCCGUAGUCCGCUCAGUCACUCACUGCCUCGAUUUCACUCUCAGAAGGCAGAACUCAGAAACUCACGAUUUCAUUCUCAGAAUCACAACUCUGCUCAGGUGCUCACUAUUUCUCAUUCUCUGCUACUGUGGAAGUUUCAAGGAAGAUUUCUUCCACGAUGUUACAAUGGAUGGGUGGGUCAAGGAGGAAAGUUGAUACUUCAAGAAGGUCAACACAGAAAAGGCAAAAGCAAUACUUUGAGCAAAGAAAAUGGCAAGAGCAGCAGAAAAAAAAUGCAAGAGAGAGCUUCUUUGAUGAGAAAAGCCCAUGUAAUCAGCAAGAAAAGAAUAGUCGUUCACUUGAUAUUCUGAGUUUACUGAACGUAUCAACAGUUUCUGGGGAACACAAGUCAAAUGUCCACUCAGCAAGUCAUAUUUAUGAGGACAAUCAAAUGCUACAGCCUUCUCCAGUGAUUCAAACAAAAGAAGUCAUUUCUCCAGUGAUUCAAACAAAAGAAGUCAUUUAUCUUGGUUCUCUUCAACAUAAGGAAGGAACUUCACCGAGCUCCCAAGAUUAUGCAGCCUGCCCAAAUCAUACAUCAGUCGGAGCACCUGGAGGGCAUGAGAGAGCUUUGUACAGCACCGAUGACAAAAUAAACCCACUGACGAACUCCACAAACAAACAACUUUCUCUCAUUGACAUACUUGGUGAUGAUGGACCUAACUGCGAGUUGGAAAGUUCAACUCAUGAAGGCCAUGUUGCAUUUACGAUUGAAGGUUUAGGUAAAGUUGAAAUGUCUACCCCAGUCCAUUCACCGCAGCUACCUGGCAGCAGACCCUUGUCAUAUGGUAGGCCCUCAUCCCCAAGGGCUAGGAGAAAAGCUCUCUCAUCUGACUACCUUAACAGAGGGAUAGAUGGAAUUGAACUUGAAUUGGAUAGCAUGAUGGUGGAUGUAGAACUACCUUUUCAUACAAGUCCUUUAGACGGAUCCCCUUGCUCCAGGGGAGUACAAGAUUUACCUGGCAGCGCAGAACACAAGUUACUAGAUACCGAAUGGUUCUCCUCUAAUAAUAAUUUCAAUUAUCUGUACACUUUUGAGAAUGAUGAAAUCUUCGGCAAAAACAAGGAGAGUUCAAAUACAAUUUUGAAUGCAAAUUCCAGCUUCUCAAUUCCUGAAAGCUUUCAUGAAGAUUGUGGUUCACUACCUAAGAGCUACUUGUGUCAUUUAGAUGCUGUUUCCACUGAUUUUUGGAAUAGCGAAAGUUGUGGGAUGCGAGAAUUCAACUUUGAGGACUGUCAUUAUCGGGAUUUUGCCAAUUCUUGUAGUACCAGAAAUUAUGGGAAGCAAUACACUUAUUUUGAUGAAUCUUAUCAUCAGAAGCAAAGGGUCAGGAUGAAAGCCAAAUCAGAAUUCAACAUAAUAGGUGCUUUACAUUUCUGCGAUAAGAGAUGCUCUUUAAAAAGCUAUUCACCUACUCGCUAUUCCAAGCACUUCAAACCAGAGAAUUUCAGUGUCUCGGAUGGAGAAUGGUGUUCCAUGGGAUGUACAAAUCCUCAUUUAAUGGAUUAUAUAGACCGUGUUGAUAGGACAUGGUUUGCAAAUGAAGAUGCAAGAGAUAAUUUGAGUUUAUUGAGCGAAGAAUCAUCCACUGCAGUGGUGGGUGACUUAGACACACAACAAAAGCUGAACUCAAAUAAUAAAAGGAGAAGUCAGGAGGUAUCUGAUGAUAGCAAAGAGACAAAAUUCUGUGAGAAGUUAUUUGCCAAGGAAAGAAACUGCAAGAGGAAUGAUUUUCAGCAAGGAAAGCCAACAAAGUUACGAUGGAUACUGAACCAAUCAAGAGCAAAGCCAGAACAUUAUAAUCCUGUAUUUUAUGAGAAGAGGUCAGACAUGAACAAUGAUGGAUUGAGGGAGGCUAGAUGUGGUCCAGGAGAGUCAAAUUCAAGAUUCAGAUCUCUCUACCAAACUUCAGUGUCCAAAAGACAUGUAUCCACUUGUUCCGACUUCUUGGUUGGAGAUGUCCUUACUGACCAGGAGCCUAAGUUACAAGUUGACUCCCUACUCCUUAAAGGGUCUAUCAAAUAUCCUGGUGAAUAUGCACCCUCAUGUUUUAUGAUGGAACCAAUGACUUUUGAACUAGAUAGCCCCGGAUGCACCUUCAGGAACUUGAUCCAGGAUGCCAAGAACAGAAGUGGUACUGAGGAUUCAUUACAUACUCUCGGUUCCCAUGGCACAGUAACAGGAAAUAUUGUAAGAGAUGUAGGUAAGCUACCUGAUUUCCUGAGCGAUGGAGAUAAAGGUGUUGAUAUCCUACCAUUUCAUAGCAGCCAAUUUGUCCCCAAUACUGAAGUUUCUGGUAAGUGCAAGGGUUUCUCAUCAGGAAAGCAAAAGUCAGUGGAUGGAUCAAGUUCUGUCAAUAAGUGUAGUAACUGUGAGGAACCAAAAGAAAAAACUCCUGAAGUGAAGGACAGGACAAGAUCGUUUAACUAUUCUGAACGUGCAGAAGAAGCAUCUUCAUCUGUAGAGAUAUCCACUGUAUCAAAGGGGGAUCAGGACAGUAUAGAUAAAAAUCAGGAUACCCAAUCUUCACUUAGAUACCAAGCAGGAGAUGAAGUUACAAAAGACGACAGCAGGUCUUCAUCAAAAGAAGGAAUGAUAACUACACGACAAAGUCACAAUGUUCACCAAAAUGGGCAAGUUAUGAUGCUUAACGCCGUGUCCUUCAAUUUUUACAUGUGCAGUUUUUGAAGGAAGCACAGGAUUAAAGAACUUGGACAAUGGAGUGGGGAGAGCAUGGAAGGUCUGACAAGCUUUACAGGGAAGCAAAUGAAGUCUAAAUGCCAAUUAGUGAACUGAGGGCAGAGCAAGGCAACUGGGGCAACAUUAAAAGAUUCACCUGUACUUGGUAUAAACUAUAGCUGACUAAAGUAAAUAAUUCCAAAUGCCUCCUGCUAUUAAUGUACGCUAAGAGGCCAAAAGAAAAAGCUACAUGACUUCAAGAAACGUUCAUAGUGUGUCUUUUAUCUCCUUCAAUUUUUGUUCUCGUGGUGGUCCAGUUAAGUGUUGAGAUAAUGCCAACAAGUAAAAUGAUGUCUGUUUGCUUUCA